ACGUAUAUAUUCCUACAUCCGCGGGGACAGGCCCACGCAUUGCCUUGUCUCCAUCCUGCCCACCGUCCCGGUCAGCAUACAGGAAUGGCCAUCUUCCAGAGCCUCGGUGCUGCAGCACUGCUGUAUAGUAAUAUUGCGACCGCAGCUGUCACCUCGACCGGAUUUACUGUUGAGCUGGGGGAUAUAUCGUAUUUCCUUCCGCCCAAGUCGGUUGCUACAAUCGAUGUCACCCAGUGCAAGCAGUUGUUCGGCACCGAGUCAUUUGUGCCCAUAACUGUCGUUCAAUGCGCCGAGUGCCACGAGAGUGACAUUGCUUCUGCCGCCGCGAAGUACUCACAGGAGGACGAUGUUUUUCAAGAUGGAUUCUUGGAAGCUAUAUACACCCAAGGGUCAACAAACAGCGAGUCCUACCAGAUCCGUAACGUUUCAGCUACCGCUAUCACCGGAGAAGCGAAACUAGCACCAGGUCCCUACUUCUUGAAUGCUCUUGGCCAAAUCUAUGAAGCCUGGAGGCUGUAUGCCGACACUACGGGCGCCUUCACUGAGUCCUGCAUCGCCAGUGGCAAAGACGACGGCUCGUACUCAGUUCUUCCAGCCGGUGUGGUGGGCCAAAAGUCUGCUAUUGCCGUUCCAUCUCGUUUGUAUCACCAGGCGACUGAGGAGAAGCCAUUGGCUGGUGUUCGUAUUGGUAUCAAGGAUAUCUACGAUAUCAAGGGACUCCGCACUUCGAAUGGAAACCGCGCCUGGUAUUGGCUGUACCCGCCUGCUGAGAACACUGCCACGCCCGUACAGCGGCUGAUUGAAGCUGGAGCAAUCAUUGUUGGGAAGAUGAUCACAUCUCAAUUUGCAAAUGGUGAAGUGGCCACAGCAGAUUGGGUUGACUACCACGAGGCUUUUAAUCCGCGAGGUGAUGGAUAUCAAGACACGUCUUCCAGUUCAUCAGGUGGUGGUGCUGGUACUGCUGCGUACGAAUGGCUAGAUGUAGCUCUUGGAUCAGACACUGGAGGUAGCGUUCGCGGUCCAGCCCAAGUCCAGGGAUUGUACGGAAACCGCCCAUCUCAUGGCCUGGUAUCGCUCGAGCACACGAUGCCACUGAGCCCCACACUCGACACGGCGGGUCUCAUCGCGAAAGACCCUCUGAUCUGGAAGAAGACAGCAGAGGUCAUGUACAAAGGCAACAUUACAAUCUCCACCUCAUACCCUACCAAAAUUAGCACAGUGUCAUGGCCAACCGCCCCCAAUACCGUCGGAAACACCCUGCUUAUCGAGUUCUUGAAUAACGUGACCUCCUUCCUCAAUGCCACCACAUCCCCCUUCAAUAUUUCCACCGCAUGGUCCACCGACAACCCAACCGCCACCCCCCUCGAGCAGCUCCUCAACAUAACCUACACAACGCUGAUAACGCAGGAGCAAGUCCCGCUCGUCCGUGAUCCCUUCUACGUCGACUACGCCGCAGCACACUCAGGGCGCCGCCCCUUCGUCAAUCCUGUCCCCCUCCUCCGCUGGGCAUGGGGUGAAUCAACCACCGCCACCCUCCCCGAAGCCCACGCCAAUAAAACCGCUUUCAUGUCCUGGAUCAACUCUACCGUCCUCGCACCCGUGGACUCGACCUGCUCAGACUCCCUCCUAAUGUACGUCGGCAGCGACGGGAACUCGACCAAUUACCGCAACCUUUACCGCCCCCAGCCACGUCCACCUUUUGGCUUUGGCAAAGGUUCCAUUUCUGGGAUGUCCGACGCCCCUGAUUUUGUGGUUCCCAUUGGCGAAGCGCCGUAUAAUUCGACCAUCACUGGACAUGUGGAGUAUUUGCCUGUCACGGUGGAUUUCAUGGCCGCGAAGGGUUGCGAUGGUAUGUUGUAUGGGUUGAUUGCCGAUCUGUAUGCCCAUGGGCUUUUGAAGACGGCCAAGUCGGGGCAGAGUGGGAUCACGGGUGGUGAUGUAUUAUUCAAAAGAGGAGUGUAG
Molecule: messenger RNA, 1962 nt
Organism: Periconia digitata
Lineage: Eukaryota; Fungi; Ascomycota; Dothideomycetes; Pleosporales; Periconiaceae
Source: the annotation of a GenBank genome assembly